Linum tenue is the source of this 603-nucleotide messenger RNA. The record is from the annotation of a GenBank genome assembly. Lineage: Eukaryota; Viridiplantae; Streptophyta; Magnoliopsida; Malpighiales; Linaceae.
AUGGGAUUCCGACACCAAGUAGAGGUGAAAAUCACGAGCUGGGUUGACAUGGCGGCGAGUUACAUAAGCUGGGUGGUGGUGUCCGGACUCGCCCGGGUCGGGUUGCUGAAGUCGCCGGCGGCGGCGGGGACGGACACCGCGUCGGAACCUAGUACCACAAUGGACAGCUACUUCGUGUUGAUAGACGGAUGCUCUCCGAUGUGCGUCCCCGUGGACCGGCUGAUGAGGGUGAUCAAGAGGUGUCUCCCGGUCAUCACUUACGCCUCCUUCCUCGAGAAAGCCGGCGCCGGCGACCACAAGAAGGCGGCGGAGAUCAGGAACACGUGUACGGUGUGCAUGGAGGGGAUAAUGGGAGAAGAGAAAGUGAGGGAGCUGUGCAAUUGCGAGCACGUGUUUCACAGGGAGUGCCUUGACCAUUGGGUGGACAUGGGUCGGGUCACCUGCCCGCUCUGUCGGGCGAUGCUUUUCCCCGGUAGUUUGGGCCUGGCCCAAUUGCGUGCCUACUCUUCGCCGUCGAUAUCAUCACCGGAUCACGAGCAGGAACGUGGCCGUGACCGCGAUGAAGGCGACCACCACGCGUACGAUCGACCGAUGAUGACGUAG